This is a messenger RNA of Adineta ricciae, 228 nucleotides long. NCBI's taxonomy places the organism in Eukaryota, Metazoa, Rotifera, Eurotatoria, Adinetida, Adinetidae. The record is from the annotation of a GenBank genome assembly.
AUGAGUGCGUGCGGCUUUUCCUCGUCUGGUUCAGCAAGUAAUCAAGCAAAAGAAGGAACGGAGAAUAUCGAAGGAAAUGAAUUUUCUACCGGCGGAAAAUAUUCGACUGGUAUGUCAUCUUCAGGUUCAACGAGUGUUCAAGCAGAUGUAUAUUCUAAAAAUAAAGGUGACGACACAAGAAAUUACACAGCAGCUGAAGCUUUAAAAACAGCAACGUUCCAAAAAUAA